This is a messenger RNA of Cyprinodon tularosa, 1188 nucleotides long. RefSeq names its product haloacid dehalogenase-like hydrolase domain-containing 5. The record is from RefSeq and is a predicted model, not a curated record. The transcript has 9 exons. Gene Ontology annotation, cellular component: mitochondrion. Bases 1 to 1188 code for a protein of 395 amino acids. Gene Ontology annotation, biological process: glycerophospholipid biosynthetic process. Lineage: Eukaryota; Metazoa; Chordata; Actinopteri; Cyprinodontiformes; Cyprinodontidae.
AUGUGGAGUCGAGGUCUCCUGCAGCAGGCUGUCCGCCACGCGUCCACCAUCAGACAGGCUGGCGUCCUCUUUGACGUUGAUGGUGUCCUCCUCCGCGGUGGGACGGUGAUCCCAGCGGCCCAGCGAGCUCUCCGGAAACUUGUGGACAGAAACAAUAAGUUCAUGUUUCCUGUUGUUUUCGUCACCAACGCAGGAAGCUGCACGAGACACCACAAGGCACAGCAGCUGUCCAACAAGCUGGACAUGCAGAUUAGACCUGAGCAGGUGGUUCUGUCACACAGUCCUCUGCACAUGAUGGAGAGUUUCCACAAUAAGUGUGUACUGGUGUCGGGGCAGGGACCAAUGACCCAGAUUGCCCACACCCUGGGCUUCCAGAAUGUAAUAACCAUUGAGCAGCUUUCAGAACAGCACCCUCUGCUGGACAUGGUAGACCACAGCAGGAGACCUACACACACACCCUGUUCUUCACAGACCCUUCCUCAGAUACAAGCGAUCAUCCUGUUUGGGGAGCCAGUCAGAUGGGAGACCAACCUGCAGCUGAUCAUCGAUGUGCUUCUAACCAAUGGUAGACCAGGUUGUGCGUAUGACACUCAGCUGUCAGCUCAAAUGCCUGUUCUUGCCUGUAACAUGGACCUGUUGUGGAUGGCUGACGCUCCAUCACCACGGUUUGGUCAUGGGAUGUUUCUCGUUUGUCUGGAGUCUGUCUACAAGAAGCUGACGGGUCGAGAGCUGGAGUACGAGGCGGUGCUGGGAAAACCCAGUCUGAUCACAUACCAGUAUGCUGAGCAGCUGCUGCGUCAGCAGAACCAAAACCACAAGCUGUCCACCAUCUACGCUGUUGGAGACAACCUUAUGACGGACAUCUACGGUGCCAACCUUUAUAAUCGCUACCUGGCAAAGCAUCACACUGAAACAACACGUGGCACCAAAUUGGUGGCCCAGGGAACCCAAGCGAUCAUGACUGAAGAAGAACCGCCACUUACAGCUCAGUGUCGCUCCAUCUUGGUGUGCACAGGUGUGUAUAACCCUCACUCGCCACUACCUGGUGACCAGAACAUCUCAGAGAUGGUAUUCCAUGGGCAGAAACACCUAAAACUAGAGUCGGCUCUAGUGGAACCAAAUCAUGUUGUGGAAGACGUGGAGGCUGCCGUGGACCUGAUGCUGCAGCAGGAGAGUUCCAAUACCUGA